CAAUUAAACCCAUCUAUUGUGAUGCUACUCGUUUCAUCAGAUUAUACUGCGCAAGUGUACUACUUGUUGUGGGUGGGACCAGUGAGUCAACCUUAGCCAGUAGUUUUACUUUGAAUGGCAAGACGCAAUCCAGGACUGCUACUUCCGCUUAGCAUGUUUUACGGUGGUUGACUGAGGGGACAGUCAUCUGUGGUUAACAGCUUGGUUGCUCCGCUACCUACAGGAAGAGAGAGAUCCAGACAUCCUCAGCGGGUUACAGCGGAUUCAAAACCAGCACCACAAUCAUGGCGACCCCACAAGAGAUGGAUCAACAACGAUCUCCAGUCAGACCAUCAGCGCCGUUGCUUCUGGCCACAUCUCCUUCGGCUUUAAGACAACAUAAGGGCAGCAAUUUAUCUUCUUCAGAGCACCAAACCACAACGACGAAGCCAUUGUGGGCGCCUCUUGAAACAGAUGCUCCCAUUACGCUAGCGUCACUUAACGACGAUGAGGCCCACGUUUGCCAACUUUGUAGCUGCUGGUAUGAGACACGGAAAGGUCUGUCCAGUCAUGCCCGCUUUCAUCUACGGCAGCUCGGAAUCCCUGACAAUGAAAUUAAGGGCAGCCCCAUUGACUUUCUAUACCAGAUAAUGAACGAGGAGGACCUCAAGUCCUUCAGCAAGGAUCAACAGGAGCACCGCUCUGAAAACAGUUUACUUGGGACUCCCCCUAAACGUCCCUCAGGACUGUCCUCUCCACACACGUCUCCUCCUUGUAAGCGAUCAAAGUCCUCUGAGGAGUGCACCUGUACUCUUUGCGGGGAGAAAUGUAAAAAUCGAAGAGGCCUGGCCAGCCAUGCACGCUCUCACCUGCGUCAGAUUGGGGUGCUUGACCUACUGGGGAAAGAAGAGUCUGCUAUUGACACUAUUCAGGAUCUGGUGAGCAGUGGCGUGUUAGAAACCAUGAACCCCCCUAAAAUGAAAAGUAUCUCCAGCCCCAACGCUGUUCUCUCGUCAGCACCAGCCUCCCCUGUAGCUUCCCAACCUGUGUCUCCAGUCACAGGGCAAUCCAGGUCCCCUUUUCCCUCCACUUUCCAGAGCCCUGCAAAGUCUCCUCAGAUCCCAGGGAAUCGGGCUCCAAAGGCUAAGAAGGGCUUUCGUUUGGCGGUGGACCCCCUCCUCAGAAAGCCCAAGCCGGAGCCUUUGGAGGUUGAUGUGUCUGCACUGAUGGGAUCCAGCUGUAGCAGCAGCAGCCCCCCCACUCUGAGCUCAUCAGCUCUUGUAACGCCUUCAAAGUCUCUCAGUGCAGAUGAACAGUCACCACCAACAGUCCUUUGCGACUACUGCGGUCAACUCUUUGAGACCCGCAAAGCCCUCUCGUGCCACGCCCGCGCCCAUCUGCGCCAGCUUGGUCUCACCUGGUCAAUAAAGACGUCGCCGAUUGAUCUCCUCAAGGAUGUUAUGAUGCAAGGGGAAGACGGCGGUAAGGGCUUUUUGUCCAGUGAGGCGUCAUCGUUGAGGAAAGCCUCCUUGAGCCCUCAGCGUUCUAAAAGGAUAUUGGACACAACUUCAAACUCCUGCUCCUCACCUCUGGAUUACUCCAUGAAGGAGAAGCCUUCGUAUAGCAAAAGUGAGGCUUUGCUCUUAGACGCAUCCUGCGAGGUGUGUGGGUUCAACUUUGAAAACCGCACGGCGCUAGCAAGCCACGCGCGGGCCCACCUUCGUCAGCUUGGUGUUGUGGAAUGGAAGGCUGAAGGGGCGACAUCACCGAUUGAACACCUCAAGGAGUUUAUGCAGAAGCACCCGGACAGGGUGGCUGCUCUCGGACGACGCUACCGGGAGGGAGAACUGUGCAUUAAGAAGAAAGGGUCUUCAUUAUCCACUCUGUCGGACUCUGAAUCUUUGCCUGCUUCCGAGAUGAAGAUCUCAGGGCAUAAUUUGGGCAAAGAGGACCAGGGCUCACCCAAAAAGCCGCCAUCCUCUGUGGCAGCAUGUGGAAACGCCGGUGUGCGCUCUCCAAGAGAACGUAUGCCUCCAAAACCACUUGCACCUGUAGCAGAAGAAAAUCAAGACACCAACUCCCAGCAACUAUCAAGAUCCGGCAACAUCCCGGCGCUGCUGCCCAAACCUCCUUUAACUCCUUUGGUCAAACUGGUCGGAAAAGUUUACUCCCUCAAGUGCAGGUUUUGUGAAAAAGUGUUUCACGGGCCACUGUCUGUUCAAGAGCAGUGGAUCACACACCUGCAGAAACACAUCCUGUCUCUGGGCUACAAAGGCAAAGAGUCUCCUCCUGCUGCUCCAGUAUCUCCUCCAGCUCUCAUUCAUCCAGUAGCUGUCUAGUUUCAACAACUCUCCCAAAACACAUGGAUGAAAGGAUCAAUGUGUGGCUUAUUUAGUAACUUUAAGUCAAUCCACCAUCCACCAUUCUCUUUGUAUUUGCACGCCCUUCUCAUUGCGAUUCAAAUGAUUCACCAAAAGUGAUCAAUUCAGUUGCGCUGCUGAAUUAUUAGCAACUUUAUGAGGGACCAAACCUCAUUUUAACUUCAAGCUGCACAGUGUAACCCUUUUGAAUCCUUGUCAAGGCACAUUUUUACACAUUUUGCUGUGUGACAUGUUCAAAAGUCUUAAUGUAUUUUAUGUUGAUACUUAAAUAUGGCAGAAUACAAAUGAGACUUUCUGUACUUAAGAUUGUCUGCACGUACAGUAUAACCAUUGUUAUCUACCCUUUUUACUAUGUGUGCGCUCCUUUUAGUCAUCCGUUUUAAUACAUGUAAAUUAAAUUCCGUCUCUUGUACAUGGUGUGAUUUUAUUGAAAGUAUUUUAGAACACAGGUCUUUCUGAGCUAAAAUGACAUUCCUGCAUCUUUAUUGGUAAAUCGUUUUAACUUUCAAGGGGCUUGAAAUGCUUUUGCGGUGUUGCCUUGUUCACACAAUCAUGAUGCUAUUGAAGAAAAAAAAUCUAACAUAUGGAAUUGAGUGAGGGGGAUCUGGAGGUUGAACCCAUAACUUUUUAGGGUAUUUUUACACGCAAUAUGUAUGCCGGGCCAGGUAUAUGUGUAGGUUUAAGUUUGACAUACAGUAUGUACAGUAAGCUCAGUGGAUGCCUACACAUUCACAAUUCAGCAGUCACGGCUGUGCAAAUUUGCAGGAAAAAAAAUACAGUAUUCAAUUUUUUUCUCCACUUUUUCUUGCAGAAAACAUUUCAUUCACUGUAAGUCAGUAAUUUAUAAAUAUGUGAUAAUACAGGUCAAAUGUACAGUAUACAUGUACCACUAUUAGAAAGCCCACAGUUUUUAAAUCUUUAUGUCUUUAUGCAUCACUGAUAAAAAAAUUUUUUUCACAUUUAACAGUUUGUUCGUCAGUCCUUGAAUGCACCAUAGUUGUGUUCUGUAACUGCCAUUAAAUAUGAUUUUAGCAACGC
This is a messenger RNA of Dunckerocampus dactyliophorus (ringed pipefish), 3398 nucleotides long. RefSeq names its product WIZ zinc finger a (gene wiza). Gene Ontology annotation, biological process: regulation of transcription by RNA polymerase II. Bases 285 to 2318 code for a protein of 677 amino acids. The record is from RefSeq and is a predicted model, not a curated record. Gene Ontology annotation, molecular function: DNA-binding transcription factor activity, RNA polymerase II-specific; RNA polymerase II cis-regulatory region sequence-specific DNA binding. Gene Ontology annotation, cellular component: nucleus. The transcript has 8 exons. NCBI's taxonomy places the organism in Eukaryota, Metazoa, Chordata, Actinopteri, Syngnathiformes, Syngnathidae.